This is a messenger RNA of Owenia fusiformis, 930 nucleotides long. NCBI's taxonomy places the organism in Eukaryota, Metazoa, Annelida, Polychaeta, Sabellida, Oweniidae. The record is from the annotation of a GenBank genome assembly.
AACAAACGCAACAAGUGUUUUUCAGGUGUCCUCGGAGAAUGAUUUGAAGAAGCAAUCGUUCUCCGGCUAGAUGAUCUUUGAUAAAAUGCCCACGACAAUCCCGAAACCUCACUUACAGUAUACUUCACUUAGAAGUUACAAACACAACGGCAAUGAAUGGAUUUAUCAUCUUUUAAAGGGCCUCCAAGCGUGAAAGAAGCACCUUAGUAAACAUGAUAAAAAGUGGUUUAUGUUUUCUAUAUGUUUUUUCUUCUAGAUUUUCAUAUUGUCGAAGUCAAACUGUUGACAUUCAGGAUAUAUAAAUAAAAUGGAUAUCGGAUAUUUUACGAUUCUUUUGCUCUCGCUAGUGUGUCUCGCAAAUGGGGCUACUAAAGUGGAAAAGCCUGUGGUUUACACUGGGCCAGUACAACCUCUGUCGAAUGUAAGCUGCUAUACGUGUAUGGUGAGGCUAAAGAACUCAAUGGUAUAUGAAGGGCAUCGGGAUUGUCUUUAUAUUGACUCAAACAGAACAUCCAUUGAGGCUCAGCCUUGCCUCGCUGGCUUCUGCUCUAUCAUGCGUAUCACACAGGGGGAUGUUAUGACCGUGUCCAGACAAUGUUUGCCUCAUUGUAAGGUCCGUGACAACACAGACCUUGAGGGGGGCUACAAAACAGUUGUUAAUUGUUGCACUAAACACCUUUGUAACUCGGCCACAUCCUUCAAGUUUGGAUUCCUCACAACAACCUUUAUUGUAUUCUGUAUAAAGUUUUUAUAGAGACAACUGCAAAAUUACAGUAUAUAACUAUGACUGCGCCUGUGAAUCAACUUUGACUUCGUCCGUUCUGUGCUACUUCAUAUACAGGUUUCUCUCUAGUUUUGACAAACAAGGUGUUGCGUCCGAAGAGAAAAUACAAAAUAGGCAACCCACCACACUGCCAUCUUUCUAUUGGC